AGAUUUAUAAAUAGACCGCCUACGUACCUACGGUUUGUUAUUACGAUCCAACGAAAAUAAGGUUAUAUUUCCCCUGUAAUUAGCACUGAAAUAGCUCAUAGCCGUCAUUAGUAUGUAAACGGAAGUGUCCUGGAUAUCAUGCUGUUUUGCUAUUUCUCCGGAUUAUCCUGCCAACAUAAGAUAAUGUUAUGUGGAUACUUCGAUAUCGGUAUAAUUCUAACCUAGUUUCGUUUAUUUAUGCAUAACAAAGUUUCUUCUGGAAAUUUGCCAAAAAUUUAACCCGCAGUGCGUAUUGCAUCAUCUUUUAAUCUUCAAAACCGUGUUUUUAUCUUUAAAAAAAGUUUUUUAGCGUUAUCGAAAGUUAUUUGAGAUCCAAAGAAAACGAGGAUUUAUAAGAAAAGUUUAAUCUUUGUUUCAAACUUUUACCUUUUGUCUCUUUCUAUCAAUAUAUAGAAGAUAGGUAUCGAAGUUUAGUUUAGUUUCCGAAGGCGUCAGAAUGUCUGGAAAUGCUUCCAAUUGGAAUUAUAUAGAAAUGAAAGAUCAAAUGGUAUUGGGUCAGCAGUGUUAGGUUCCAGGAAGGAUAUAUUUAUAUCAAAAAAGAUUAGAAAACAUGGAUUGUGCAGCAGGAGGAAUAGACAUGUCAAUUACAAAAUAUGCUGGACCGGAAUGUAUUAACUAUGUUAACAUAACUUGGCGGCGAAUUGAAACCAUGCUAAUAUUAAUAGCCACUCUAUAUUUAUUCUGUUGGAGUUUCCCUAAAUGCUCCCUUCCCACAAUACCAUUACUGGAUAAAGACAGACCCGGCAAAAGAUUCCUUCUUGUUCUAGUGUGCCUAUGUUGGGGCAUGGAAAUUGGCUUUAAAUGUGCAUCCAGAACAGGAAUAUACCUUUUAAAUCCUUGUCACAUUACCACCGCUAUGCAGAUUUACUUAUUGGCAGCAAAACCCAGCAAAACUGUCACAGCAGUAUUUCGAAUUCAUUUGAAUUAUUUAAAUGGUCCUAUUCUAGCCAUUGUUUUCUACGAAACGGAUACGCGACUGCUUCCAUUUGAAGCGACAGUUUAUUGGGUCCAACAUUGUAUGAUGCUCAUUGUGCCUUAUUAUCUUUUACGACUUGGAGGCGUUUACAAUGUGGAAAAUAUCACCGAUUAUAAUUGGAACGUACUAGCUUAUAGUUUUUUAGUUUUCUAUCAUUUUACCGUCCUUCAAGGAGUGUCCAUAUUGACUAAUAUCAAUAUGAACCAUAUCAUGUGCCCUUUGGAUUCGGAUCCGUUCCGGGGCCAACUGUACCGAACGGCUGUUUUCUUUCACGAAGGCCUACUGUGUCCGUUGGUAUGCAAAACGUACAUCUUGCUCUCUCAAUUUUUCUUAACGAAAUUUAGGUAUACCAAGGUUAAGGAUAAUUUAAAUUGUGAUAUAGAUUUAGAUCAUAUACAAUAGACGUAUAAUUAAAUUAGAAAGUUGUCUAGAGGAUUAGAAUCUUUUAUAAACUAGGACACUGUUAUUCUGUCGUUAAGUCAUUUACUUUUAUGACAAUUCUUUUGUAAUGUACUGGAUGUAAAUGAAUAUUGGAUAGUAGCCAAAACCCUACCCCUUUACACAAAAAGUUUAAAAAAUUUACAAAUUUUUCAAACUUUUUCAAAAAGAUGUACUUCGAAAUAAAUUUCUGUCGUUCGUCUUUCGGGCUACAUAACGGAGUCGGAGAUUCACUUGAAAGACAACAGACUCACUAGGCACGCGUAACACGACAAAUAAUUAAAGCCAGUUCCGAAAACGUAACAUUUUAUUUGCUACUAGUAUUCAGCAUUGUUUUUUAUUCUGCUUCUUGGCUGCCGCCUAACUGUUUAAAAAGAAAUGCUGCUGUUAAAAAUUUAUCAUAAAAAUAUAUAAAUAUCUGACUUAAGCCUUUUAUAAU
Messenger RNA from Sitophilus oryzae (rice weevil), 1913 nucleotides. RefSeq names its product transmembrane protein 164. The coding region runs from base 611 to 1438 and encodes 275 amino acids. The transcript is spliced from 7 exons. The record is from RefSeq and is a predicted model, not a curated record. Lineage: Eukaryota; Metazoa; Arthropoda; Insecta; Coleoptera; Curculionidae.